AUCAUCAUCUACCUUUUGCGAAACCAGAAAUAUCCCCCCUUUCUUUCUCCCUUCCUUAAUCCUUCAGCCACCCAAGCUCGCGAAGAAGAGGUAUAGAGUAAAAACAAAGAGGAAAAAGAAAUCCAUUUCACUUACAGAUCGAUCCCAGCUGAGAUUUUGCCAUGAAGAAGCAAACCACGGGUUCUCAUUCCUCGAAACCCGCCAAUUCAGUUCUUCCGUACCAGACCCCGAGAUUGCGAGACCAUUAUCUCCUCGGCAAGAAAUUGGGUCAGGGUCAAUUCGGCACCACGUAUCUAUGUACCCACAAGCUUACCAAUGCCCAAUACGCCUGCAAGUCCAUUCCCAAGCGCAAGCUCGUUUGCCGCGAGGAUUACGAGGACGUGUGGAGGGAGAUUCAGAUCAUGCACCACCUUUCCGAGCACCCCAAUGUCGUGCAGAUCAAGGGCACCUACGAGGAUUCUGUGUUCGUGCACCUGGUCAUGGAGCUCUGCGCCGGUGGUGAGCUUUUUGACAGGAUUGUCGCCAAGGGGCAUUACAGUGAGAGAGAGGCUGUGAAAUUGAUCAAGACCAUUGUUGGCGUUGUUGAGGCUUGUCAUUCUCUUGGGGUCAUGCAUAGAGAUCUCAAGCCUGAGAAUUUCUUGUUUGACACCCCGGAUGAAGACGCCAAGCUCAAGGCCACCGAUUUUGGUCUGUCUGUAUUCUACAAGCCAGGUUAG
Carica papaya (papaya) is the source of this 716-nucleotide messenger RNA. Lineage: Eukaryota; Viridiplantae; Streptophyta; Magnoliopsida; Brassicales; Caricaceae. The record is from RefSeq and is a predicted model, not a curated record.